Molecule: messenger RNA, 964 nt
Organism: Medioppia subpectinata
Lineage: Eukaryota; Metazoa; Arthropoda; Arachnida; Sarcoptiformes; Oppiidae
Source: the annotation of a GenBank genome assembly
AUGCCUUGUACAGUGAUUGUCAAUAAUAGACACAAACUGUUGAACGGAUUAACGGCUCAACAGAAGCCGAAGCACUCGUUCUCUAUCGACGCGUUGGUCGGAAGCGGCGACUCGUGUAAAGAUGGCUCGUCUUCGCGCCAGUCGUCGACACCGAGCCCUCAGUCGGAGCGCAAAAGUCUUUCGCCGCCGCAUAUGAUUGCGGGUCCGCCGCCACAGCAGCCGUCCAAACAGUCAUCACCCUUUGGGCCCUCACAUCCCAUACCUACCAGUGAUUUGUUACGUUUCAUGAAUAGUUACGGCACGACCGGUGGUCAACCGCCGCAACAGUUGCCGCACCACAUGUCGGCCGCCCAACACUUCGCGGCCGCCGCCGCCGCAGCCGCUAGUCAUCCGCACAGCCAUUCACACCAUUCAGCACCCCAUCCAUCGGCUCCGACCGCACAUCCCAUGGCCUUAUCGAUGAUGAACUCAUUGUCCAGAACUAAUCACAUGUCACCCGACUAUUACAAUAGUGGUGUCAGUUUAAAUCCAGCCUUCGGCCACUGGUCACCCUAUAUGAGACACUCACAACUCUUACCCCCAAUGCACGGUUACGAUCCGAAUAGUGUACCGAACUUUCUAUUGGGUCCGUUCCGGAAGCCUAAGCGGAUUCGGACGGCUUUCUCUCCGUCCCAACUGUUGAGACUGGAAGAGGUGUUUGAGAAGAACCAGUAUGUGGUCGGCUCUGAACGCAAACAAUUGGCCCGCGAUCUCAAUCUCAGCGAAACGCAGAUCAAAGUGUGGUUUCAAAACCGGCGGACAAAACACAAGCGCGUCAAACAUGAAGAGGACAUCAAAGGCAACGGUAUGUCAAACGGCCGCAAAUCGCAUGACAGCAGCGAAAUGAUCAGCACCGACGACGAGGACGAAGACAUCGAUCCCACACAUUACUAGUGCCCACACUUUUCCGUUAUAUUCAUCGCCU